UUAGCCGUCCCUCGCCUAAAUAGUUCCCUCGGUGAAACACGAGGUGAGACAUUUGGGUUCCCCGUCAAGCCCUAGUGCCAAAUCUGUUCUCGCUCAGUUGGAGCAGCACUCCCUUCCCAAGCUACAGAAGCCAGGCGUGUCCGCGCUCGCCUUUUCCACCCUCUCUCCUGAGGGGGUGCAAGAGAGCCGGCCUGAUUCCUUCGGCGGAUCCCCCCACCGCGGCGCCGGCCCUCUUCUCCUAGCUCAGCCCCGCCAUGCUGGGAGCCCUGCGGAGGCGCUGGGACUCCUACAAGUACCGCUUCGUGCCUUGGAUAGCACUCAAUCUCCGCCACAAGCGCAGGUGAAGACGGGGCGCGCGGGAGGAGCCGCCGGGCGCUCUCUGACGCGGGAGGGCAGCCUCGCUUCCUCGCCCUUUUCGGUCCUCUCCUGGGCGGGCCGAAACCACUGGGGCGCCGCCGUUUAGGGAGGACAGCGGGGAGUAAAUAGAGGCUGCGCAGCCAACUCCAGGGGGACACCAAAGUCCCUGUUGGUGGUUUCAUCCCUGGCUCAAGUUGCCCAGAGGGCGUGGGCUCACUGUGGGAACGAGACUUCUGGUCCAUGGGCCAGAAUGCCAAGUGUAAAAAUCAGGUGUAAACCACCAGGUGUCGAAAUCGCUCGGGAUUCUUUUCGCUUAAUGCCCAUUCUGAAAGUGUGUAGCUUACACAUCCCAGAGCACCUGAUUUGCAUGAUGCAAAAGGCCCCAAACUCAAUCCCUGCCAUCCCCAGAGACUUUUACACACAGCAGGCCUUACCGCGACUUUACUCCGAGGCUUUACUGCGAACUUGAAGUUAUCCCCCCAAAAAAGAACGGAUAUAAACUGGACUACACUCUAACGCACAGUAAAAAAGAAAAAGAAACACCAGAAGGGUGUGUGAACUGCUACCCCAUAACUCGCUGGACGGCCGAUAUGUGGACACACCUCCUACAUUCAGGAGGAGAUGCUUUAAAAGCCCCGUGUGAAAAACUCCUUGAAACCCUGCGGAGCCCCUGCCAGUCAGUCAGCACAGACAGCACUGCCGUAGAGCAACCAAUGAGUUGAUCUGAUGUAAGACAGCUUAAUAUGCCUCACAUAACUCAUACCCUUUUUUCAUGCAAGGCUGCUGGGGUGCAUGUAUGUGGUUCAACAUACAGCCAGGAAGAUGGCAAACCAGUAGGGUGCUGUGGAGGGCUGUGGGUGUGCAAGAAGUCUUCAGCGUCCCUGCACUGAAGUCUUCUUUCACACCUAAGAGGAGAGGGGGCCAUUUUUGCAGCUCUCGCCUCCUCGGGGUUGACAACACUGCACUGGCAGAAAUUGGGACAGGGACUCUGGGGUGGGUGGUGGGGGGCAUGACCAUCUAAGGGUGCUUAAAAAAAACUUUUAAAAGCUGCCACUGAGCAGCGGCAGAGCGGGACUGCAGUGAGAGCGGCUCUCCUGCCUCCCACCCAAACUAUGAAGGGAAUGGCCGCUGCUCUCUAGGGCUGGCUGGGGCGAGUGGCAUGUUGGCAACAGGCGUGCCCUGCUGCCUGAAGGAAGCCUGGGCUCGAGAGCACUGACCGCUGUGGCCACUGGCCACGCAAUGUCAGACUGUAACUGGUGGAGGAGGGAGGGGAGGACCCGGGAGGGAGGGUGAAAGGCUCCCUUUUUCGGCCCUGCGUGCCUCCAAAUGUUUUAAGUGUCAAAAAGCAGGAGGAAUGAAGUUUGCACUUCCCCACUAAAAGUUGGGAAGUCCCGCAGUGUGAGACCGUUGGCAACCCUAUGCCUCCUUCCAAAAGCCCAUUACAAUAGUAUAAAUCUGUUCCUGACGGCUACGUGACCCUCAGCAACAAAUUUAUAUCAGUGUAAAGCUUUUUAAAGGAAGAGGAGAGAUGCAAAAAUUGCUCCACACGUGCACAAACACACAGACGCUGAAGGUUUCUUGAGUACCCGCAGCCCACCUUCCAUCAAGAGAUUGCUGUGCAUCAUGGCAGCCAAUAUUUUUCACAAUAUCUAGCCACUAAAGGUAAAGUGUGCCGUCAAGUCGAUUUCGACUCCUGGCACCCACAGAGCCCUGUGGUUUUCUUUUGGUAGAAUACAGGAGGGGGUUGCCAUUGUCUCCUCCUGUGCAGUAAGAGAUGAUGCCUUUCAGCAUCUUCCUAUAUCGCUGCUGCCCAAUGUAGCAGCAGCAGGGAUUCAAACCGGCAACCUUCUGCUUGUUAGUCAAGCAUUUCCCAACCCCACAUUAAGAUGUUGGCUCCCAAUAGGGACCUGAGACUGAUGCGGAUUCCUGGAGACUCUGGGCCAGUCCUGCAGAGCGGCAGCUGCAACUGUGAGGACUGCUUUACAAAUUGCAACUCUGCAUGACCCCUCCUUUGACUUGAGCUCCAGGACAGCUUGGCACACCAUUUCAGAAUGGGGACUUAGUGGAAAUGUUCCAGUUUUUUCACUGAAGGAAUUCCAGCAAAGGGACCAAUUUAGGCAAUCAAAGGUCAGCUCUAAGAAACAAUUGCACUUGCGUCAAGCCCCACCUCUCUUGAUUUAACUGCUACAGAACUGGAACUCUAUUGAGUGGUGCACCCCACCCUCCACUCCAAAGUGGCACCUCAAAAGGACUCUACGAUUCGUACCAGAAGAAUCUAAAGACAAAAUUGUUUCUGAUGAAGAUGUCCUCCAAACACUACUGAAAACAUUUAGAGCAUUGUUUGCAAAUGACUUGAGCAGACAAAUGUUCCUCCUUAACCUUCUUCCAGAAGUUAAAUCUCAAUACCUGGAAUUACAGACCACUCAGCCUGAAAUAUCCAAAAGAACUGGUGACAACCAGCAGAGUCAAAUCAUCUUUCAUCCAGAAGAAGUUCUGUUUAACACACUAGGAUUCAGCAUUGCUCGAAGGCACAGUUCACUGCUUUCUGCUGGAACUGGAGUCUUUAUAACCAAAGGCUUUGUUCCAAAAGGGACGGUGGUAUCUAUGUAUCCUGGUACAGUCUAUGAAAAGUAUGAGCCCAUAUUUUUCCAGUCCAUUGGCAAUCCUUUUAUAUUUAGAUGCAUAGAUGGGGUGCUUAUUGAUGGGAAUGACAAGGGCAUAUCAAAAGCUAUAUACAGAUCAUGCAGCAGAAGAGAUCAGUUUGGUCCUUUAAAAAUGAGUGAUGUCUUUUGGCUGACAACUGCAGUGCAGAAUCCACUGGCAGUGGGACAAUAUGUCAACAAUUGCUCAUCUGAGAAAGCAGCCAAUGUAUGUUACCAGGAGUUUGAUGUACCUAAAUGUUUUCCUAUAGAACUUAACCAGUAUCUUCCAAACAUAAACUACAGUAAUGAAAUACAGAGCUCUCCCCAAUAUACUUGGUGCAGGCCCCUGAGGUGUGUCGUUCUGGUUGCUCUCCGAGACAUUAAACCAGGUGAAGAGCUUUUCUCAAACUACUACACAAUUGUCAGUUGAACCUGAGGAAGCAUCUGUCAAACAGCUUUGGACUCCUAGGUUUCCUCUUCUACAGAGUGCCUGUCAUCUUGAAUCACCCUGGAGGCACCUGAUCUAAGUGGAGGAUUACCAAAUGCAGUUUUAUUCUUCAGAAAUGAGGGACGUUGAUCACCAUCAAAGAAGAGACUUCUUGCAGCAUUAUGACCUGGCCUGAGUGGCAGCAGAAUCUUCCUCCAGUUGUAGUAGCCAUGGCAAUCAUCUGAUGAAACUUGACUGAAUGCAACUACAUGAAAAGCAUUUUCCAAGGCCGCAUGAAAGAUCAUAUCAGUGACCAAGCAGAUCAGUUUCACAACAGCACCAAGUGUGAUACAAUACAUUUUGAGGUGGUAAUACUAAGUGAUAUUCAUUUGCUUACUGUGUCCCAGAGGUGGUUAUUAAGUGAACAAGUAUCCAAAUUGAGAUAGGAACAUAGGAAGCUGCUUUAUACAGAGUCAGACUAUUGAUCCAUCUAGCUCAGUACUGACUGGUAGCAGCACUCCCAAGGUUUCAAGUAGGAGUCUCUCCCAACCCUACUGGGGAAGCCAGGGAGUGAACUUGGGACUUUCUGUGUGCAAGCAGAUGCACUCGGCUAUGGCCCCAUCCCCUUGUUACAAGUGGAGUCAUCUAUUCCCUUGACAGACCGUUUUAGCUAGGCUAUAGCUAAAAUAUAGCUAUAUUUUAUAUAGCUAUAAAGUAUAUUCGGGCCGACUUGGAUUCCACUAUUUCUGCAGGGUCUAUGAAGGAGGUAUCCAGCAAUCCCUCUUGCAGUGUUAGGUUGGAUCAGUUUCAAUCUGUGACUCCUGAGGAUGUGGACAAGCUGCUUGGGGCAGUGCAGCCUACCACUUGUUCUCUGGAUCCUUGCCCAACUUGGCUGCUUCUAUCUAGCAGGAACAUUGUUGGAGGUGGCUUUGUUAAUAUCAUAAAUGCAUUGCUGAGGGAGAGUAGGGUGCCUCCAUGAUGAAAGGAGGCAAUGGUUAGACUUCUCCUUAAGAAGCCUUCACUCGCUCCCUUAGCGAUGGUUAUAGGCCAAUCUCCAAUCUCCCUUGGUUGGGCAAGGUGAUUGAGAGGGUGGUGGCUAACCAGGUGGUUUUGGAGGAAGAUGAUUAUCUAGAUACAUUUCAAAAUGGCUUUAGUGCUGGCUAUGGGGUUGAGACAGCCUUGGUCAGCCUGAUGUAUGACCUCUACCGGAGAAUCGACGGAGGGAGUGUGACUCUGUUGGUUCUUUUGGAUUUCUUGGUGGCGUUCAAUAUCAUCGACCAUGGUAUCCUUCUGGAUCACCUGGGGGAGUUGGUGAUAGAUCGUACUGUUUUGCAGUGGUUCCGCUCCUGUCUCUCGGGUAGAUUCCAGAUGGUGGAGCUUGGUGACAGUUGCUCCUCAAAACAGGAGCUGUUAUAUGGAGUCCCACAGGGCUCCAUUCUGUCACCAAUGCUUUUCAAUAUUUACAUGAAACUGCUGGGUGAGGUCAUCAGGAGGUUUAGUGCUGGCUGUUAUCAGUAUGCUGAUGACACCCAAAUCUACUUCUUUUCAUCUGCAUCAUCAGGAAAUAGUGUUCUUUCCCUAAAUACCUGCCUACAGACAGUAAUGGGCUCUAUGAGGGAUAACGAAUUGAGAUGAAUCCAAGCAAGAUGGAGGUGCUCAGAAUCUGAGGGAUGAGUUAGAGCUCCCUGUGCUAGAUGGAGCAGGUAUGCAGCUUGGGAGUACUCCUGGACCCAGGCCUCACCCUGGUAUCUCAGGUGGAGGCCAUGGCCAGGUGUGCUUUCUAUCAGCUUUGACUGAUUCUACAGCUGUGUCCAUUCCUUGAGGAGGAUGACCUCAAAACUGGUGCACCAGCUGGUAUCCUCCAGGCUUGACUACUGCAAUGCCCUCUAUGUGGGGCUGCCUUUGUACGUAGUUCAGAAACGUCAGUUAGUUCAAAAGGCGGCAGCCAGAUUGGUCUCUGGGGGCAACCCGGAGAGACCAUAUUAUGCCUGUUUAAAAACAGCUAUGCUGGCUGCUGAUAUGUUUCCAGGCAAAAUGCAAAUUGCUUGUUAUUACCUUUAAAGCCCUGAACAGCUUAGGUCCAGGUUACCUUAGAGAGCACCUUCUUCAUGAUCUCCACCACAUGUUAAGGUCAUCUGAAGAGGUCUGUCUCCAGCUACCACCGGUUCAUCUGGUGGCGACUCAGAGGCGGGCCUCCUCUGUAGCCACUCCUAAACUGUGGAAUGCACUCCCUGCAAAAAUGUGCAAUUUGAAUUCUUUAUUGGCCUUUGGGAGAGCCCUUAAAACCUAUCUGUUUGGCCUGGCCUUCCAGAGUUUUUAAACAGUUGUAAUUGGUUUUAAUGUUGUAACCUGGUUUUCAGGGUUUUAAAAUUGUUCUGAUUGUUUAAUUGCUAUUUUAUGAUGUUUUAAUUGUUAAUUAUUGUUUUACACUGUUUUAUAAUUUCUGUUUUAAUUGUUAACUGAUUUUAAUGGUUUUGUUUUAAUUGUAAACCACCCUGAGCCAUUUUGGAAGGGUGGUAUAAAAAAAUUGAAUAAAUAAAUAAAAUAAAGUAGGCAGUUUCCCAGAGAGCUAUGACCACAGGUUUAAAAUCCAAAUAAAAAUAUAUUUCAUUGAA
Molecule: messenger RNA, 6041 nt
Organism: Hemicordylus capensis (graceful crag lizard)
Lineage: Eukaryota; Metazoa; Chordata; Lepidosauria; Squamata; Cordylidae
Gene: SETD9
Product: SET domain containing 9
Exons: 7
Coding region: 2722-3429 (235 amino acids)
Molecular function (GO): protein binding
Source: RefSeq, a predicted model, not a curated record